Molecule: messenger RNA, 750 nt
Organism: Penicillium verrucosum
Lineage: Eukaryota; Fungi; Ascomycota; Eurotiomycetes; Eurotiales; Aspergillaceae
Product: DUF3716 domain-containing protein
Exons: 1
Coding region: 1-750 (249 amino acids)
Source: RefSeq, a predicted model, not a curated record
AUGGAAGCACCGCGAGCGAACGAGUGCUGUGCUGUAGGAGAGAAGACCUCCUCUCCUCCGGGCGACGAUAUCAAAGAGAAUGUAUACCCGGACCCAAUAUAUGGAGCCUUCGGAGAAAUCGACAAGGCGCCGGGCUACUGGGCAAACAGAGCCCUGAUAGCUCCGUGGGCGAGGGUAACGAAUCAGAGAAAAACCCCAGGAAGCCUGUUAUAUCAUAUGGGAUCCAUGCCGCUCCUUCGGGAGCCAACCUUACAGGAAAACAGAAAGAACAACAAGCGGAAGAUAGUGGACGGGGAACAGUUCAACGCCCAAGUUGGGAGAGCCCGCCAUACAGCUGAGGCUAUGAUUGCAUACGCCGUGGGACAACGGCUUCCCCUUGCGGACUCAUGUGAAUGCUGCCAGCGGAAUGAUGGAAAAUUUGCUGCAUGCGUGCUUGUUCCGGGCCAGGAAUACUGCUCAAAUUGCCUAUGGGCGCGAAGGGAGGAUCGGUGUGUGUUUUCGAGUAUCACAAGCGCAAUUCCAAAGCGACAAAUCACACACCGGAAGAGGAAAAGCAAGACCAUCCUUGAAGCAACAACCAACAAAAGGCCAACACCCGAUUCCAGGAUGUUGAGUACAGCAAAUCCAGGGGCAUUGCACGAUGUUAUUAAUCGGUUAGAAACCCACUUGGCCGGUCUGAGCAAAGGUGUCCGGGAUGCGGAGGAGUUGUUGCAAAGCCUAAGGGCUAUCCAACAAUCGGGCACAGAAUGA